Messenger RNA from Cyprinodon variegatus (sheepshead minnow), 2546 nucleotides. It is a transcript of the gene anxa11, whose product is annotated as annexin A11. Gene Ontology annotation, cellular component: cytoplasm. The coding region runs from base 165 to 1673 and encodes 502 amino acids. The record is from RefSeq and is a predicted model, not a curated record. Lineage: Eukaryota; Metazoa; Chordata; Actinopteri; Cyprinodontiformes; Cyprinodontidae. The transcript is spliced from 15 exons. Gene Ontology annotation, biological process: cytokinetic process; phagocytosis. Gene Ontology annotation, molecular function: calcium ion binding; calcium-dependent phospholipid binding.
CCUGAGUCACCGGGGUCUGUCUCUAUCACGAGAGCAAAGGUUGUUUAAAAAGAGACGGAAACAGCCGUAGGACACACCCAUCUUUACCCAACUCUUUUCCCCUGUCCGCUUCUCCGAUGCACUUCUCUUCCUCGAUCUAACUGCCAACCAGAUAAGUUCUGAAGAUGAGUUACCCAGGAUACCCACCACAAACUGGUGGAUACCCACCGCAGGGAGGAGGCUACCCACCACAGGGAGGAGGCUACCCACCGCAGGGAGGAGGCUACCCACCCCAAGGGGGAGGCUACCCACCCCAACCAGGUGCAUACCCUCCAGCAGCAGGCGGCUAUCCUCCAGCACCAGGAGCCUACCCUCCAGGAGCUGGUAGCUACCCUCCACAGGGGGGUGGAUACCCACCUCAGGCUGGAUACCCACCUGCUGCAGGGGGCUUUCCCCAACCUGGAGGGUUCCCUGCUCAAGCUGGAGGCUUUCCUCAGGCAGGUGGCUACCCUGCACAACCAGGUCAGGGAGGAUAUCCCUCCAUGCCUCCAGCAGGCGGAGGCUGGGGUGCAGCACCAGGUGGCUAUGGGGCGCCAGGAGGGGCUCCGCAGGGAUAUCCAGGGGGCCCUACCCCAAACCAGCCAAUGCCAAAUUACCCUGGAGCCCCUAGCAGUGGCCCCUCGAUGCCUGGAUACGGGGGCGGUGUUCCCUCCAACCCUCAGGCACCAGCGAUUCCUAAAGGAUACAGGGGUAGCAUCAAAGAUUUUCCUGGAGCUGAUCCACUGAAGGAUGUUGAAGUACUCCGGAAAGCAAUGAAGGGUUUUGGAACUGAUGAAAAGGCCAUAAUUGAGCUUCUGGGAAGUCGCUCCAAUAAGCAGAGAGUUGCAUUGAUAUCAGCCUACAAGACUACAUAUGGAAAGGAUUUGAUUAAAGAUCUGAAGUCUGAACUUACUAGAGACUUCGAAGACCUGGUUCUUGCCAUGCUGAAGACGCCAGCUCAGUUUGAUGCCUCUGAGCUGAGGGAGGCAAUAAAGGGUGCAGGAACUGAUGAGGCGUGUCUGAUUGAGAUCUUGUCUUCACGUUCAAAUGCAGAAAUUCAAGAGAUCAACAAAAUCUACAAAGCUGAGUAUGGAAAGAAAUUGGAGGACGCCAUCAUCAGCGACACCUCCGGUCACUUCCGCAGACUGCUCGUCUCUCUUUCUCAGGGAAAUCGAGAUGAGAGGGAGACUGUCGACGUCUCAUUGGCCAAACAGGAUGCUCAGAAAUUGUACGCGGCUGGUGAAAAUAAAGUGGGAACGGAUGAGUCCCAGUUUAAUGCCAUCCUGUGCGCUCGAAGCAAGCCCCACCUUCGUGCUGUCUUCCAUGAGUACCAGCAGAUGAGCGGGAGAGACAUUGAAAAGAGCAUCUGUAGGGAAAUGUCUGGAAAUCUGGAGUCUGGAAUGGUGGCUGUGGUCAAAUGCAUUAAGAACACUGCAGCCUACUUUGCUGAAAGACUCCAUAAGGCCAUGAAGGGAGCAGGGACUAAAGACACGACACUCAUCCGUGUCAUGGUGUCCCGCUCUGAGGUGGACAUGCUGGAUAUCAGACAGGAGUAUCUCAAGGCCUAUGGGAAGUCACUGUACACUGCCAUCUCUAGUGAUACUUCAGGGGAUUACCAGAAGCUGCUGUUGAAGCUGUGCGGCGGAAACGACUAAACUGAAUGAAAAUGCACCUCAGAUGGACAACAUACACGUCCGCACUUAAACAAUCCUAUAAAUCCUAUAUCAUCCCUGAUGCAUGCCGCAAAUGCCUUUAGCAAAUCAAUUUUGAUUUUAUAUUUUCAUAUAUAUAUAUUUAACAUGAUUUUUGAUAUAUUCUUAGGUGCUGUAGGUUAGUGAACAAUCUGAUAAAGAAGAAACAGGAGACUUAUGUGAUUUGUGCCACAACAUUUCCUUGAUAAUUAAAAUUUAACCUAUAUGUAUGCUUUAGUAAAACGCAUUGCAUCCCAGAUAAUAAGAAUAUAUUGAUGUUUAGUUGCACCGUAAGGCUUUAAACCUAAACUUUGCAUAGGUUUGGUUGUUCUGAAAAAUCAUUGAGAAAAGAAUGAAUACUAACUGCAGCCUCUGUGCCUUUUUAGUAUUAAUGAUAUUUAGAAACUCCGUGGAGGUUAUAGCAGUGUCAUCAAAAUGAAUGUAUGAGACUCCCGAAGAGAGAAGUCAUCUGAUUAGAUUAAUAUUAGGGCAGCGUAUGUUUACAGCAGUCAUUUAAACUAAUGAAAUGAAAAACCUGCAAAUAUCUUUUCCUUUUCGCUUUUGUUCUUUCAGCAUCUGGACUUUUCCUGCUUCUAAGCCUCUGCGAGUAAUCUUUGUAUGUUUUUCUGUAACUGUUUAACUUUUACAGCAACAUUGCUUUACUCGUUGCCAAGAAGCCAAAGACUAAAGAUGGAGCAUGUUUUAUGUUUUAUUGCAUCUUCCUCUUUGACCUGUUUGAGGAAUGGUAAAGCCUUAAAAUCCUCUCAUAACCCUUUGAUAUAACAGCCAAAAUAUAAUUUUUUUUGUUGGGUAAAAAAAUAAAAUCAUUAUGCUUUG